Messenger RNA from Pisolithus orientalis, 306 nucleotides. RefSeq lists its product as uncharacterized. The transcript has 2 exons. Lineage: Eukaryota; Fungi; Basidiomycota; Agaricomycetes; Boletales; Pisolithaceae. The record is from RefSeq and is a predicted model, not a curated record. The coding region runs from base 1 to 306 and encodes 101 amino acids.
AUGGGGAAGAAAGUGCAGGUGGGCACUUCAGCUGUGCAACCCUUGAAGGCAUCCAAGGCCAGCCCAUCCAAGAGAGUCAUUGAUGAUGAUGACAAUGACAACAAAGUCAAGGUGGUCAAGAGCCAAAUGCAUGCAAAGGGAAAGGGGCCAGUGCGAGGUGGGCUAGACAGCAAGGUCACUGCCAACCUGUUGCAAUCACUGAGGUUGUUGCACACUGAAGCCACAGCUUCCCAGGCCACAUAUCUUCAACUUCAGGUACACAUCAAUCAGCUCACUGAGGCACUGGAAAAGAUUGGGGUGGAGUAG